AUGAAAACUACUGCUCCAGUGCCUCCAUCCCAUUUAGACCCAUCCGUGUACACAGAGGAUUCCCUUUUCGGAACAACGACUUUCAAGCCAUCAGUCGCGUCGCAUAAAGAAUGGCGCCACGCGGCAACACCAUCCCCUCGCAAACAGAAUAAUGGCCUAAUGAUUUCCCUAAUUAAAACUUCAUUGGCUCACAACAUUGUCAGAUGUACUAAACCUAGUUCGGCAUUUUGUAUUCCUUUGAACAAGUGUCCCCUACUGUACGAUUUAUACAAAAACUUUGAACAAUUGGGAGAAAGUGAACAACGAUUGCUACGGGAUUCCCAGUGUGGUUUCGACAAUACGCACGAAGGUGUGAGUAGAGUGUUGGUAUGUUGCCCCGAUGAAACAGCUAUGCCAGACGAAGAGCCAUCGAAUGUAAAUGCGGUCAAUGAAAUGCUGCUUAGAAAUUUCGAUAUUGAUAAUGCGCAAUGUGGCCUAAUGGAGAACAGCAGAGCCACUGGCAGAGACUCGGCCGGAAGAAAUGGUGCAGAUCGCAGAAAAGUGUCAUCGGUAGAUGGAAGUUAUUUCCCCUGGAUGGCUUUAAUUGAAUAUAUGGAUAUAAGAGACGGCAUGAUGGGAAGUUACAACUGCAGCGGCACAUUAAUUAAUUCUCGUUACAUUCUAACUGCAGCUCACUGUAUGAGUGAUACCUAUUGGAAACCUCAUCGCAUAUGGUUGGGACAUUGGGAACCCAAUACAGAUAUACAAUGCUUAACACAACCUCACGACAAUGCAGCGGACUGUGCUGCCAAGAAAUCGGCAUUUGUCUCAGAAAUUGAUGAAAUAAUUAUUUAUCCAACAUUUCAUAAAAAUAUCCAUCAUGAUGUGGCCCUGAUACGAAUGAAGCAGCGAGUAGAAAAUACCAAAGCGAUACGACCAAUAUGCUUACCAUUUGGUUAUGAUUUCAAUACGGCCGACCUCACAAAUACAAUGGCUGAAUUUGUCAGCUGGAGUGGGUCUAGUAAAACCGAGGGUCUGGUUAACGCCGAUAAAACUAAGAUAUUACUACCCAUAUGGGAGACGAGCGAAUGUCGCAAAACAUAUCGCCUCAAGAAUAGAGACAUCCAUUUGCAAUAUGAAAUAUGUGCGGGCGGUGAGCAAGAUGUGGACACCUGCAAUGGAGAUUCUGGUGGAGGUCUAGUGCAUUCGUUUGAACGUGACUCUGAGAAGGUGCAUGUCGUUGUAGGUAUAAUGGCGGCCGGAACAAGAGAAUGUGGCCUCGAAGGAUGGCCUAGUAUUAGCAUACAUGUACAGCAUCAUUUGCAAUGGAUAUUACACGAAUUGGCCAGAGGCAAAAACGUGGCAUAA
Molecule: messenger RNA, 1347 nt
Organism: Stomoxys calcitrans (stable fly)
Lineage: Eukaryota; Metazoa; Arthropoda; Insecta; Diptera; Muscidae
Product: spaetzle-processing enzyme-like
Exons: 3
Coding region: 1-1347 (448 amino acids)
Biological process (GO): proteolysis
Molecular function (GO): serine-type endopeptidase activity
Source: RefSeq, a predicted model, not a curated record